This is a messenger RNA of Exophiala viscosa, 1487 nucleotides long. RefSeq names its product oxidoreductase. Gene Ontology annotation, molecular function: oxidoreductase activity, acting on NAD(P)H. The record is from RefSeq and is a predicted model, not a curated record. Bases 89 to 1432 code for a protein of 447 amino acids. The transcript has a single exon. Lineage: Eukaryota; Fungi; Ascomycota; Eurotiomycetes; Chaetothyriales; Herpotrichiellaceae.
GGAUCGGCAAUGGAACAACGACGGAUACAGUGACUUCUCCUUAUGUACUUAUCAAGCCUAGGAAAGCGACUUCAACAAAAGAUUUGCAAUGGCAUUCCUACGGAUAUUUGGGAUAGGGAAGAAGCUGGUGACUGAGCCUCCUAUAGCGCCUGCUAGUGUUGAGAAGCGGAACGACCAAAAGGAGACUACGCCCACGUCUCUGCAAAUUCCAGAAAGGCAAAGUGCCCUCCUACUUCAUGGCCCUCGACAGCCAUAUGCUGCGAUUGACGACCAUGGUAUACCAGUACCCUCCGAGGACAGAGAAGUCCUCGUGAAGAACGUCGUACUCGGCCUCAACCCCAUAGAUUGGAAAGCCCCAGAUUUUAACUUCGGCAUUCCAACCCUUCCUUAUGUCUCUGGUCGUGAACUCGUCGGUCAGGUCGUCACCGUGUCAAAGAAGAACUCACGACUAAAGGUGGGCGAUCUUGUCAUCGUUGUCUCUACCGACUACCGCGAUCUUCGAAAAGCGGCAUUCCAACAAUAUGUCUUAGCAACAGAUUACAACCUAGCCAGACUACCCCGUCGCCUGACAGCCGAGUCUGGCUCUGUGCUUGGAGUAGCAUUCGUUGCUGCAGCCAUCUCAUUAGGAAUCUGUGCCGGCCUUGACUUCAGCAGUGUCUUGGAUGGACCGAACCUACUGUCACUGGUACGGGGACUCGACCCCUCAAAACUAGCCGAGGACAUCCGUACCGAAUGCCUCGAUGGUAUCGACGAUACGGAGAGAGCAAGAGCGGGUGACUGGCUGGCCAUUUGGGGUGGAUCAAGUACGACGGCAUUCAUUGUCAAUCAAUUAGCACGAUUGGCAGGACUGAGAACGAUCAGCAUCCUCGACGCUCGAAAGCACAGCGUUUGGCUACAUUCUUCCACACCCCAGUCACGGCCAGAUGUCAUCGUUGACAGCCACAAUCCCCAGCGCGCUGUUGAGAUCGUGAGAGCAUCUGCACACGGCAAUCUACGAUUCGGUUUCGACACGGUGGGGAGGCAGACAGCUGAGCAACUUCUUCAUAGCCUUGGGCCAGAGCCCACAGAAACGGUAGAGAAGACGACCCCUUCCACAGAAGACGUUUUCACGCCGCCUGCAACGCCCCCUGCUUCUGCAAUUUCACUGUCGACUUUGACGAACAAAACGUCGACCCAUUUGAUCGGCUUGACCGGUUUGCCCAAGACUUCUCCAGGAACCAUCAAGUUCCAUGCCGUCCCAAUUAAGUUGUUCCAUGAAGUUCCUGAACUUGGCGAGGCACUCAUGAUCUGGCUGGAGAGACUACUGGAGCAAGGAUUACUCGAGCCGCCGAGGCUUUUGGGAGUGGAAGAAGGGCUGAAAAAUGUCAACGUUGCGCUGGACCGCAUGAGGAAAGGAGAGAUCAGUGGCGGCAGGAUUGCUGUCCGAGUAUAGACUUAUAGCAUAGACCAUUGCAUUCAUAUGGAGUAUUGGAUACCAUUAUUGCGGC